Messenger RNA from Kockovaella imperatae, 632 nucleotides. RefSeq lists its product as hypothetical. The coding region runs from base 316 to 573 and encodes 85 amino acids. The transcript has 3 exons. The record is from RefSeq and is a predicted model, not a curated record. NCBI's taxonomy places the organism in Eukaryota, Fungi, Basidiomycota, Tremellomycetes, Tremellales, Cuniculitremaceae.
ACUCAUUUUUCUCAAGUACUCCGUUUCAAUGCAGACGAUCAACGGUUGAGUCCUUUGAAAGAUCGCCUGGUUUGCAACGUCUGCGUGAGAAUCACCUUUAGAGCAUGUUGAGCCUGUUGAGAGCCGAGACGUACGGCUGGACAUCAGCCCCAACAACUGACACAGACGGAUUUCAUCAGCAGCCAUGGGGCAAACCUAACAACCAUUGACCACCAAGUUUAUACGUCCAGGGAAGCAAAGCCGAUGCGAUCUGAGUCAAGCCAGAAGGGGUAUACACCGUGAUUCUCAGUGCUGACCCUCAGCAUCGUGACCUUCAUGCUAUGCCUUCAGGAUCCGACUAUCCGUCGCAAUAUCAUCAUGCAGUCAGAAGAGGUCCUUCAGCCCAAUCAUUUCCCUUCCGAUCUUGUACUAUCGAUUCCAGGAUUCGAGAUCUGGGACAAUAUAUGGUUCCGAGAUGAUACUUUCUGUGAGGCUUCGAGUCGACGACUGGGUAUUUUGGCUGACUUUCAUUCAUCAGAUGCCUUCACCGUAAGAGAAAAAUGCAUGGAGCGAUGUUUCGGCCUCGCAUCGUAGCGGUCAAAUGCACCUCUUCCGACCAUCAGAAGCGAUUGAGGAUGAAAUGGUAGAAGCUG